CUAGAGCAGAGCACAGAGAGAGUACUUUUUUUAUGAUGUGAGCGUCUGAUCAAUUUUAUAGACAUAAUUUCGAUAUUCUCUUCCACUUGUUUGUGUUAAGUCAGCCUGAUACUUACAACUUCGUAUUACUUAGUGUAGUGAUAUAAAAUAUUCCAUGUGGAAUUAAAGGUAUUAUAUAUUCUACAUGUCUAGAAAUGCAAUGACAGUGGACCUAUGUAUAAAAGUUUUUCGGUGUUUGUGCAAAAGGUUAUAUUAAAUAUAUUAAAAUGCAGUGCGCCGUUAUAGGAUGCUCAAACCCACAUAAUGGAUGUAGUGAAAUUAGUUUUCACGCAGUUCCCAGCAAUGUGCACGAGAGAGAAAAAUGGCAAAAUGUUAUUGACACUAGUAAAAUUGACAGUAUUACGUAUGUCUGUUCUUUACACUUCAAUUACGACGAUGUUCUUGCGUCUGGACAACUGAGGGCAGGCGCCGUUCCUAAAUUGUUAUUGUUCUGUCGUAUAUGCUUAGCUGUUGGGAGAAAGCUGUAUGACAUGAAAACCAACGCUUUGGGCAAAGCUUAUGAAGAACUCACAGGCCUUACGCUGUCUCGGUCGUCCAGCAUCCCACACUUGUUGUGCUGGGAGUGUGCCCAGCGCGCUGUCAGCGGUCGCCGGCUGCGGCAGACCGCACGCCAAGCGCAGCAGCUGCUGUUAGCCGCACAGCGACGACGCGGUGAUAUUCUCACAACAGACAGUAUAUUAAGCAUAGACCGUUUACAAAACAAUCUAACAAGUACACUAACACAUAAAGGUACAACCCACGAUGAAUUCGAUUUAAUAAUACAAGAAGACGACGAGAACACAGAUAUAAAACUAGACGCUUACGUAGUUUUAAAAGACAAUGUGGUUGCUGACGAUAUCAAAGAGGAAAUAAACUUUUCCGACAAUUCCAUAGACGAGAGGAGCGUUUCGCCAGAAUUAUUCACCGCAGUAAACAAUAUAGUAGUUGAACCGGCCGAAAUCAAAACUGAAGUAACGCCAAAGACAAAAGCUAAAAGUGACAGGCAGCUUGGAAUGAAACAGAAAAGGAAAAUAAAUAAAGAUCCGAUAAAAGUCGACAAACUCAAAUUGAGAGGGAGUAGAUUGGACGAAACGAUAUUUGAAAUUACGAAUUUGAAUGUGGAAGAGCAGCGCAAGGAAAUUGAUAAAAGGAAGCUGUCUUUGAAUUUCAAGAAUUCUCAGUACAAAUGCUUGAUAUGUUACAAGGGAUUUGGCGAAGAAGGAUCUUAUACUUUGCAUAUGUAUAAACAUUCUGAUAAAGCUGGCUUAAACGAAUGCGAUAUAUGCAAGAUAAGGUUCGUGUUGGCGCGUCACCUGAAGAAGCACAUUAUGGACUGUCACGCGCAGAAAUAUGUCUGUAGGUCUUGUCCGUACACGACCACCAGAAUAAACUCUGCGAAAAGUCACGAGAAUUUCCAUAAAGGCACCGUAUAUUGUUGCCCGCACUGCUCCGAGCUGUUUCAGAAAAUAUCGACGUAUAUGUCCCAUGUGCGAAUCAAACACCCGUCUGAGUUCGUGUGCGCUCUGUGCGGGUACUCCUUCGUGAGCCAGAAGGGAGUGCAGAUGCACACGAAGCUCAAACACCGCCUGCACGACCGAACGAUACCCGAAGACGGGCCGAUGUGUGAGCCGUGUGGCAUCCGCUUCCAGAAUGAGACAGCGCUAGAGAAACAUCGGCUGUUGUCGCCCAAACACACGUUAAAAGCCCCAUUGAUAAGGCGCCGAGGUCAGUACAGAACGCGCAAAGUGGACGAACAAAAUGGCGCAAUUUCUGAGGGACCCAUAUGCUGCGAACAGUGCGACGAAAAGCUGCCGAACGCAGUGCUCUACUUCCAGCACUUCCGCCGCGCGCACCCCGACAAGAACCGAACCAACUUCCCGAGCCGCGUGCGAGUGAGACCGCAGUCCAUGUGCGAGGUGUGCGGCAAGAUGUUUCAGAGCCUGGCUCUGCUAGUGGACCACAGUCACACGCACACUAACGAGAAACAGUUCUCGUGCGCACAAUGCAACAAGAGGUUCCAGCGGAAGUACCGUCUCGUGCAACACCUGAAGUUGCAUCAGAACACGAAGAAGACAUACGUGUGCCCGGAUUGCGGGAAGCGGCUCAGCUCCAAGUCCAACUUGAACAGACAUUCGUAUACUCACACGAAUCUGAGGCCAUUCCAGUGCGAGAUGUGCGGGAAAAGCUUCAAACACGCGAGUCAGCGGCGGGAACACAUCCAGUACGUGCACAUGAAGAAGCCCUGGCCGAAGAGGAAUCGAGGAGAGAGGCAGACGGUGCCACAGCAAGAAGCGAGCGACGAAGAAAGAUACCAGAUUUUCGGGGGUUUAGAAUAAAAUAACUUUAAAUUGUAAUAUACAAUGUGUAAAUAUAUGAAUAGUUACAAGUAA
Plodia interpunctella (Indianmeal moth) is the source of this 2429-nucleotide messenger RNA. RefSeq names its product zinc finger protein 883-like. Bases 267 to 2375 code for a protein of 702 amino acids. Gene Ontology annotation, cellular component: nucleus; chromosome; nucleoplasm. Gene Ontology annotation, molecular function: zinc ion binding; chromatin insulator sequence binding; RNA polymerase II cis-regulatory region sequence-specific DNA binding. The record is from RefSeq and is a predicted model, not a curated record. Gene Ontology annotation, biological process: regulation of transcription by RNA polymerase II. Lineage: Eukaryota; Metazoa; Arthropoda; Insecta; Lepidoptera; Pyralidae. The transcript has 14 exons.